UCUGCUCCCCUCUUCGCCUCUGUGGUCAGCAGGGCUUGCCUGACCCCCGAGGAAUGAGCUCCUGUGGCUUAACUCUGGCACCUCCAGCCAAGACCGUGGUGGUGUACCGCAACGGUGACCCCUUCUUCCCCGGGAGGAAGUUUGUAGUGAACCAGAGGCGGUUCCCGACCUUUGAGGCGUUUCUGAAUGAGGUGACCGAGAGCAUUGGGGCGCCCUUGGCUGUGAGGAACCUCUACACACCCAAGCACGGCCACCGCGUCGCUGCGCUGGGGGACCUGCAGGAGGGGUGCCAGUACGUGGCUGCGGGCUUUGAAAAGUUCAGAAAGCUCAACUAUUUAAAUCGUGGAAAGAAGGAAAUCCGUGGGACAAGGAACAGCGAGGGUCUGCAGGUGGGCAGCAGCGGGAAGCCUGAAGGCAGGGCAGGCAGUGCCCGAUGGAGGAGAGGGAACAGCCCGGGGUGGCUCUGUGCCAGGGCUGUCGCUGUUCUCCUGCACCGAACUCGGUCUCUAGUUCCCCACCGUAGCUCCCUGGCAGUCGAACAACUUGGCGCGAUGGCAGAAGCACCCCCGCCUGCCCCGCACGAUACAGUAAGUGUUUUCUCCCUGGAGGGUCUCUGGGAGUGGGUUUGGAGGCUGGAAUUUCUCUGUAAGAUCCUGGGAACGCUGCCUCACAGGGACAAUUCCCAGCUUCUACCAGAAAUACUUGUAAAUAUGGCCAGUGGGUGGCUUUUUUUCCCCACCUGCUGCAGGAAUACUGUCUCACCGCGUGCUCUGGGUUGUUUCCACCGCAGUGUUUUCCGGAACGGGGACUUGCUGAGCCCUCCUUUCCCACUGUCUCUCUCCACGAGCACCCCGCUGCAGUGGGACACGCUCCUGGCCACGCUGACAGGGAAAGCCAACCUGCGCAGCGGAGCCGUUAGCAAGCUCUGCAGGCUGGAUGGAACCCAGGUGUCCAGCGAGGAGGAGCUGGUGAAUGGCGAUUACUAUGUGGCAGUGGGAAAUGAGGAGUACAAAAAACUGCCUUACUUGGAGCUGCUGGUGCCCCAGGAUUCUGUGGGCAGGACGCUGUGGAACCACCCAAAUAGCAGGCGUAAAAAAUACCACAGAAGGUUUGGUGAACUCUGUGCCACCUCUCAGAUCAGUGCUGGUGACUCUGCUCUUGCUGAACCACCCCAACAGCUGGACAGUCACAGGGUGCAGACCACAGGAGCUGCAGAGAAAGACGCGAUCCCAGCUGCUCUUCCACGCCUGCAAAGGCAAGGGGGGAAAUCUCACCUCAAAGAGUUCAUUUUCCACGCUAAACCCGUCCGUGCAGGACGGAACAGAAGGAGCAGCAGGAACGUGCAGCACUGGCCUGAUCAAGAAGAAAGUGUCUAUAAAACCAGGGAUCCUAGGAAGGAGAUGCGAGGUGCCCAGGAAGUUAAAGACGAUGAACACACAAGGGCGGAUGUACCCACUGAUCAGGCACGAACCUCAGAAAAAUCACCAAAGGCUGGGGGAAGGAAAAGGGAUGCCAGCGACUCUGAGGAUGGAAAGCACCCAAUGAUGUUGCCCUUGGCAGCAAAAAGCUCUGAAGAGCUCACCAAGGGACUGCGAUGGGAGAAGAGGGACGACUAGGUACGUGGCUGUCCGUGCAGC
Molecule: messenger RNA, 1637 nt
Organism: Athene cunicularia (burrowing owl)
Lineage: Eukaryota; Metazoa; Chordata; Aves; Strigiformes; Strigidae
Gene: DCDC2B
Product: doublecortin domain containing 2B
Exons: 9
Coding region: 54-1616 (520 amino acids)
Biological process (GO): intracellular signal transduction
Cellular component (GO): microtubule organizing center; microtubule
Source: RefSeq, a predicted model, not a curated record